AUGGAGCCGCCGCCUUCGAUCACGAUUCAACUACCUUGGGUGCCCUCCCCGAUCGCUAUCGUGAAUCAGGAUUAUAUCUGCAACAGAGAAGAGAUGGGCCUGUCGCGGAAAUUCCGGUCGCAAGAAGAGGUCAAGCGCGCGAGAGCAGACGAGGACGCCACGGCCACCGACAUCAAUAUCGCAGCAGCCGUUCACAACAUCAAGGCUGCUGUUCACAACCACCGUCGGCGGUACCGCGCACGCACGAACGUACGCCGAUUGGGAGCCGUAGCCCCGUUCGCAGCAGCAAAUCGUCGCUUUUCCGCCCGAACACAUUCGAUGACUGGACUGUCCCUCCGUCUGCGUAACUCCCCAAUCCGCCCUCUGCCUCUGUCAAAUUACCUCUCCUCCUCCGUCCUCCCCUCUAGACUCCCGCGUCACCCAAACCCCACACAUCCCAGUCCCAUCUAUCAACCCUCCUCCCAACCGCUGACAUCUCCCUCACCCACGCUUCUGGCCCACAAUACUGUCUCCCUCCCUUACUUCCCCUUUUCCAUCCCUCCCCCCAUCUUCCCCUCCUUUCACCAAUUCAAAUACCCCACAUCCGGCAUCGGACAAACAGCCACACCCCCCGAGUCCCCCGCACACGCACCUCGAUUUUCGCUCCCCGUCGUCGAUGUCGUUGUCGGAGGAGGACUCCUCGACUGA
This is a messenger RNA of Zymoseptoria tritici IPO323, 687 nucleotides long. RefSeq lists its product as uncharacterized. The transcript has 3 exons. The coding region runs from base 1 to 687 and encodes 228 amino acids. The record is from RefSeq and is a predicted model, not a curated record. NCBI's taxonomy places the organism in Eukaryota, Fungi, Ascomycota, Dothideomycetes, Mycosphaerellales, Mycosphaerellaceae.